Messenger RNA from Anopheles marshallii, 891 nucleotides. It is a transcript of the gene Mvb12, whose product is annotated as multivesicular body subunit 12B. Gene Ontology annotation, cellular component: cytosol; ESCRT I complex. Lineage: Eukaryota; Metazoa; Arthropoda; Insecta; Diptera; Culicidae. The transcript is spliced from 4 exons. Gene Ontology annotation, biological process: virus maturation; endosome to lysosome transport via multivesicular body sorting pathway; viral budding. Bases 1 to 891 code for a protein of 296 amino acids. The record is from RefSeq and is a predicted model, not a curated record.
AUGUUAAAAUCCAGCACGCAACAGCAAAGAAACAUUCUCAACACUGUAAUCGACGCUUUACCCGAUAAUCGACCCAUAACGUCGCUGCAACUUGUGGAAGAAUUUGAAAAGUGUCCAAAGAACUUUCAACCCAUCAAUAAGACGCACGACCAAGAUCAGGAUGCUGAUUUAUGGCGUGAAAAAAUGCUGAUUGGCAAACGAACGACCCGCUAUUUAUGUCAAUCAAAAUCGGAAGGACUGCCCGGCUACAUAGUAGAGACGCUGAAAAUAAUAAACGAGAAAGAAAUCACACCUGAGGGUUUCUCACAGCUUACAAGAACUGCUGACACGGAACAGAAGGCAUGGCGUAAAAAACAACUCGUGUAUCGGUUGGCCAAGAAGGGGUCCACCAAGCAAGCCGUGACGGAUAUUAUUCUGUGCUCUAGGCUUCGUCAAGCACCUGAAGGGUUUACGCUAGCCGGGGAUAUAAACGGCAUUCUAGUGUGCUAUAAAUCGUCUCCAGUUCCACAUCGUCCAUCUCCCAGUGUACCGUCGCGUCAGAGCAUAACUGACCUGGAGAAAACUAUCGAAAACUUGAAGGUGCAGUCAAAUGCACCAGCAACACAACCACAGGACUACGAAUACGUACAACUGUCACCAUCAUAUCAGCUUUCACCAAAACGAGUAGCCCCAAAACCACCUAUGUAUUCAACUGGUACCCUGAACAUACAUACCGACGUGGAAGGCGUACCAUUUUUACUCAAUCCCGCUCUAAAACAAUAUGCCACCGAAAUCCCUGCCGUGUAUACACUGACAGGCGUACAGCUAGAAUACGAUUUUCAUUUAGAGCGGCAAGUACUGUGCACAACAAAAUCUCAAAAUGAUCAAUCAACAAAUCCGUUCUUCCACUGA